ACCACUACCUGCCACAAAUUCACAUUGAGAUUCCUCUUUCGAUCCUCUAGCAUGUAUCUUAAUGUUCACUUCAUAUUGAAGCUGUUUCAUUGAAGCACGAGUUAUGUCUUUAACAAAGACUUAGUAAGACAGAAAGAAAAUGUUUAUUCGGAAAACAUGGCAAUUUUUCAAAUUGAUGUUGAAGUUGCCGAUUAGGCGGUGGUGAGCUGGACCUUUGUGGUUUGGACUACAGGGAUGAUUUUUAGUACCUACCAAACAAUCACCUCUUUGGCCACAAUAUUCAGCAAUACUCAAACAGAUCGAAAUGAUGAAAAUAAAUCAUUGAUAUAUGUUCCUGAAACUCCAAUCGCACUGCCAGAAAAUCAUAAAAGUGCUGGUGAUGUGCACAAAGAAACAUCAGCAUCACAAUGUCUUUUUGCUACUUCAGUAUCAGCAUAUGAAUGGGUAGAAAAUAAGUAUAACCUUCGUGAUAAAUUGGGUUUUGCCAUUGUCAAAGAUAUAAAGGAUGAUGUUCAUAGCCUCAUAAUUUACACAUCUGAAAAAAGAACUCUAUCUCUAGCAACUAUAACAUCAAAAUUUGUAAUUAAUGUUAAAAAAGAUGUCAACAUAUCAUACUAUGACAAUUAUAAAAAAUAUUGGCUUAUUUCUUCCGCAGCUAGUAAAAUUUCUGAUAUAGUGAAGUGUUUAGAAAACUUUAAAGUCAAUGUGACAUAUUUAAAUGAUGCAGAAAUUUCUUCACCCAAAGAUGUAACAGAAACAGUGCCUGACCAACUACCUAAUGAAAGUUUAGAUAUUGAUACUGACAGUUUAACAAAUCAAAAAAAAGACUCUAUUUUGAAAAGAAUGGCAACAAUGGGCCAAUCAGUUUUGCCUCCAAGUAACAAUAUUGUUUCUAAGUCCACUGAUUCCUCUGAUACAAAUGACUAUGAUCAUCCUUCAUUACCAAGGCAUAAGUCAGUAAAAUCAUUGCCCAAGAAACAUUCCACAGAGAAGAAUGCAUAUUCAGGAAAACAAUAUAAUAAUGAGUUAAGUAAAAUAUUACCGAACACAUUAAAAAUCCAAGAUUCAAUCAUUCCUGUAAAUGUUAAAAAGUUUGAAUCAUUCUAUGAAAAUAAUAUGCACAGUUUAAUCACAGAACAAAGAAUAAGUAACAGUGAAUUAAGAAUAAAUAUAAAUAGAUUAUCAGACAAAGUUGACCAUUUAUGUAAUAAGACAUUGGGUGGAGGUACUCAAUCACAUUCAUUAAACAAUCAAAAUGAAAUAGUUAACAAGUUGUUAAAAGAAUAUGAGAGUAAAAUUUUUGUAUAUGAAAAAUUUAUUAAAUCAAAAGGCUUUGAAUGCAAUUUAUUGUUUACAAAUGAAAAUGAACCAUCCUCAUCGGUGAAAAUAGACAGUAUCGUCGAAACAGAGAAGGAUAAAGAAAAUCAAGCCCUAGAAAUUAAUGAACUAAACAAAAAAAUUGAUCUCCUCACAAAUGCUUUUUCUCAAAUGACUGAAAAACAUAAACAACAUGAAGAGAUUUUACUAAAAGAAAUAGAUACUUUGAAACAAGACCUAAAUGAUAAGAAUGAAAGUUUAUACACAAUUAGUAGGAGUAUUCAAAGUAUUGCAGCCAAUUCCAAUUCAGAAGAGUAUAGUAAUAAACUUAAAAAUAUAAUGAAUAGUACUUUCCAAACAAUAUCAUCCAAAUUCAAUGAUGAGGAUAGUUAUUUAGGUACUGUGGUUAAGAGUAUAGUUGCAAAAAUAAUAAAAAAGACAACAAUGGAAUCUUUAAAUGAUAUUAAUUAAGCACCAGUGACUUGACACAAGAUUCUUAUUAAUUCAAAUCAUGUCUGUGCAAUAAAAUCCAUUGCGGAGUUUACUUGCUAUGUGCACAAAUACCAAUCCUUGUAUGGUGAAAGAAUACAUCUUGAGGAUGCAUUUUUCAGAGCCAUAAAUCACAAGAGUGUGUCAGGCAUAGAAGAAAAUGGAUUCAGAAAUAGAUAUAGAAACAGAUUAUGAGGCUUUCUUUAAUCAGCUCUAAAUAAAUACUUUAUAAAUGUUACUGACUGAAAAUAUAUUAUUCAAAUUGCAUUUUUAUUAAUAUAUUUUUUUUUAUAUAGUAUUCAAGUUUGUUACAUUAUUUUUAUUCUGGUGUUAAAAAGUAUUAGCUUCCUGAAGUUUACUGGUCUUAAACUAUAAUGAUACAAAACACUGUUUUUAGAAACUAAAUAUAUAGUGAAAAAUCUUAAAUAUAGAACUUACUCUUGAAUAGGUUAAUACUUCAAAAUAAAUAAAAUCAUAUUUUC
This is a messenger RNA of Pieris napi, 2288 nucleotides long. RefSeq names its product repetitive organellar protein-like. The record is from RefSeq and is a predicted model, not a curated record. The transcript is spliced from 4 exons. Bases 235 to 1788 code for a protein of 517 amino acids. NCBI's taxonomy places the organism in Eukaryota, Metazoa, Arthropoda, Insecta, Lepidoptera, Pieridae.